AUGCACAGUCAUGAACAAGAACUAAGGCCAUAUGCAUUUGCAGAGGCACCGAAACAAGUGCACUCACAAGGAUAUGUGACAGGCACAAGUAUACUUGCUGUGAAGUAUAAAGAUGGUGUAAUGGUUGCAUCUGAUACGCAAUUAUCUUAUGGUUCUUAUGCUAAGUAUAAAAAUAUUGAAAGAGUUGGGGCUGUCUCAAAGAAUAUAUUCUUGGCUACAUCUGGGGAGUACAGUAAUUUCCAGGAGUUGAUAAAAAAUCUUCGGAUUCAAAUAAAUCCACCUGGUGAUAAAGAGGUAUUUUUAGGGCCACGGGAGUGCUUUAAGAUGGUAAGGAAUUACAUGUAUGAAAAAAGGUGUAAGGGUAGGCCUGAGAUGAAUACUCAUGUGAUUGCUGGGAUUGAGGAAGUUCCUGCUAAGGGUACCCUUCCUUAUGAGGAUGAUCAGAGUGGGAAAUUCUUGGGGGUUGUUGAUCACUUAGGGAACUUUUAUUUUGACAAUGUUGUUGGGACUGGGUUAGGGGCUCACUUGGCAAUUCCUGUGCUCCGGGCUAGGAUUGGGACUAAUUUAGAUCUCCCAGAGGAAGAAGCUUAUAAGAUUCUGACUGAAGCCAUGGCCACUUUGUGCUACAGGGACUGCAGGGCAUCAGAUACAAUACAGGUCUCAAAAGUCACAAAGGAUGGCAUCACCAUAUCCAAGCCAUUUGUGCUGAGUACGUCCUGGGAUAUUGCAAACAUGAUUUAA
This is a messenger RNA of Nematocida ausubeli, 741 nucleotides long. RefSeq lists its product as uncharacterized. Lineage: Eukaryota; Fungi; Microsporidia. The record is from RefSeq and is a predicted model, not a curated record. The transcript has a single exon. The coding region runs from base 1 to 741 and encodes 246 amino acids. Gene Ontology annotation, cellular component: proteasome core complex.